This is a messenger RNA of Pyrus x bretschneideri (Chinese white pear), 2935 nucleotides long. Its product is annotated as isoamylase 1, chloroplastic. The record is from RefSeq and is a predicted model, not a curated record. Gene Ontology annotation, biological process: carbohydrate metabolic process. The transcript is spliced from 19 exons. Gene Ontology annotation, molecular function: hydrolase activity, hydrolyzing O-glycosyl compounds. NCBI's taxonomy places the organism in Eukaryota, Viridiplantae, Streptophyta, Magnoliopsida, Rosales, Rosaceae. The coding region runs from base 154 to 2649 and encodes 831 amino acids.
AAACAAAACGUGGCUCCGAAGCCUCAAACAAAUCCCAGACUCUGAGAAAUGAUAGAGAUGAAAGUAUCACCUCUCUAAGAUCCAUUCCAAUCCAAACCAAACAAACAGGAGGAGGAGGAGGACCAAGACUCUCUCUCUCUCACUGAUGAGCCAAUGGCGCAACAGCAGCUAACCAAGUGCAGCACCUGGCCCACCGCUCCCAAUCUCCGUCUUCCCCGCCAAAACCCCCAGCGCUUUGCCUUUCCCAAUGCCGGGCACCGGAAUCCCAAUCAGAAGAGUUUGAAUUGGCUGAUGCGAGGGUUUGGCGGUGAUGCUCCGGCGGUGGCGGUGAAGGCGAGUAAUGGCGGGGCAGGGACUGAGCUGUCGGAGACUGCGGUGGUGGUCGACAGGCCGAAACUGCAUCGUUUUCAGGUGUCCGAUGGGUAUCCGAGUCCGUUCGGUGCCACGGCGCGUGAUGGCGGGGUUAACUUCGCCGUCUAUUCCGGCAAUGCGGUUUCCGUCACUCUCUGUUUGAUCGCUCUCUCCGAUUUAGAGGAGGAUAAAGUUUCUGAGCAGAUUCCGCUUGAUCCUUCGACCAACAAGUCCGGAAAUGUGUGGCAUGUACUUCUCAAGGGAGAUUUCAAAGAUACUCUUUAUGGUUACAAAUUUGAUGGGAAGUUUUCGCCCGAAGAGGGACACUACUAUGACUCUUCUAGAGUUGUAUUGGAUCCUUAUGCAAAGGCAGUUAUCCGCAGAGGAGAAUUCCGCAAGCUAGGUCCUGAUGGUAACUGCUGGCCUCAAAUGGCUGGAACGGUACCUUCUUUUGAUGAUCAGUUUGACUGGGAAGGAGAUUUACCACUGAAGUAUCCACAAAAAGACCUUAUCAUAUAUGAAAUGCAUGUACGUGGGUUCACAAGGCAUGAAUCAAGUGCGACUGAGUUUCCCGGUACAUACCUUGGUUUGGUGGACAAGCUUGAUCAUUUAAAGGAGCUCGGGAUCAACUGUUUAGAGUUAAUGCCAUGUCAUGAGUUCAAUGAAUUGGAGUACUUCAGCUACAAUUCUGUCUUGGGUGACUAUAAGGUAAAUUUUUGGGGAUACUCGACUGUCAAUUACUUUUCACCAAUGAUAAGAUAUUCAUCUGCUGGCAUACGUAAUUGUGGCCGUGAUGCAAUAAAUGAAGUCAAGUUUCUUAUUAGAGAAGCACAUAAACGUGGAAUUGAGGUGAUCAUGGACGUCGUCUUCAAUCACACAGCUGAAGGGAAUGAAAAUGGUCCCAUUUUGUCUUUUAGAGGUGCUGAUAAUAGUGUCUAUUACAUGCUUGCGCCUAAGAAUGAAAAACAGCACAAACUGAAGGAAAAAAGAGAGAGACAUAUUUUCCAAGUUUUUCUUAAGGGAAUGAUGUGCACCCUACUGCUUGAUGGAGAGUUCUAUAAUUAUUCGGGAUGUGGUAACACAUUCAAUUGCAACCAUCCUGUUGUGCGCCAGUUUAUUGUAGACUGCUUGAGAUAUUGGGUAACAGAGAUGCAUGUGGAUGGGUUCCGCUUUGAUCUUGCUUCUAUUAUGACUAGGGGUAGCAGUCUCUGGGAUGCAAUUAAUGUAUAUGGGAGUGCAAUAGAAGGUGACUUGUUGACAACGGGAACCCCUCUUGCUACCCCACCAUUGGUUGACAUGAUAAGUAAUGACCCAAUACUUCAUGGAGUGAAGCUUAUAGCUGAAGCAUGGGAUGCAGGAGGCCUGUACCAAGUUGGCAUGUUUCCUCACUGGGGUAAUUGGUCAGAAUGGAAUGGGAAGUAUCGUGACACAGUGCGGCAGUUUAUCAAGGGUACAGAUGGCUUUUCUGGGGCUUUGGCUGAAUGCCUUUGUGGGAGCCCCAACUUAUAUCAGGAAGGGGGGAGGCCAUGGAGUAGUGUCAAUUUUGUUUGUGCACACGAUGGUUUUACUUUAGCUGAUUUAGUAACCUAUAACAACAAACAUAACCUGGCAAAUGGAGAAGACAACAAUGACGGAGAGAGUCAUAAUAAUAGCUGGAACUGUGGACAGGAGGGAGAGUUUGCAAGCAUUUCAGUGAAGAAAUUGAGGAAGCGACAAAUGCGGAAUUUUUUUGUCUGCCUCAUGGUCUCCCAAGGUGUCCCAAUGCUGUGUAUGGGUGAUGAAUAUGGCCAUACAAAGGGAGGAAACAACAACACAUAUUGCCAUGACAAUUAUAUUAAUUACUUUCGAUGGGAUAAGAAAGAAGAGUCCUCAUCAGACUUUUUCAGAUUUUGCUGCCUCAUGACCAAAUUCCGCCAGGAAUGCGAGUCACUUGGGUUAAAUGACUUCCCAACGGCAGAGAGGCUGCAGUGGCAUGGUCAUGCUCCAGGGGUGCCAGACUGGUCUGACACAAGCCGCUUUGUUGCCUUUACUUUGGUGGACUCCGUGAAGAGAGAGCUGUAUAUUGCUUUCAAUGCCAGCCACUUAGCCGUGACCAUUUCUCUGCCAGAGAGGCCUGGAUACAGAUGGGAGCCCUUGGUCGACACCAGCAAGUGCACACCAUUUGACUUCCUUUCUAGUGACAUCCCAGAAAGAGAUACCGCAGUUAAGCAGUAUGCUCACUUUCUCGACGCCAAUUUAUAUCCCAUGCUAAGUUAUUCUUCAAUCAUCCUAUUACUCUCUCCCGUUGAAGAUUCUUAGCUUAAUAAAAGCAUCGGUGCAGAAUCCAUAUGCCUUGCAGAUUUUAUGAUGAGAGCAACUGGUGCAUGUUUAAAUGCUUGUAUUAUCAAGUGGGAGUCUGAAACAAAUUAUAGAAAUGCAGCAAAUAGUAGAGUUUGCAAGUAGUAGAGAUUUAGUGGAAAUAGUUUGGAGAGAUCAUGUUCUGGUUUCUGUGCGACGGCUCAAAUAUGAAGGGAAUGUGUACUGUUUUUACGUUAUUCCUGUCGAAUAUGUUUGCCUUGUGAAUAAAGUUAUCGGAGAAGUUGGU